ACACACACACAUAAUCAGACACACAGUCAGACAUGCUCAGUCAGCGUAAGUGACUCAAGUGUUGGCUCCGUUCGGCAGCGUGGCGACCUGCUCUCUGCAAUCCGUCAGCCGGCAUGCCGCAGAGGAAGAGGAGUUUCACUUUUGGUGCCUACGGAGGAGUUGACAAGACAUUCUCCAAGGCCAGAAGCUUAUGGAAACAAGAUGGGAGUGACCCACAAAUGUCUGCAACACUAGAGCCCCAGCUGCUCCAGCCCACGGCCCCGUACACCACCUCGCCAUUCCACAAGAACCCAGAAUUAUUUGAAAUGAUUGAAAAGAUGCAGGGCAACAGAAUGGAUGAGCAGAGAUGCACCUUUCCUCCCCCACUCAAGACUGAAGAGGAUUACAUUCCGUACCCAAGCGUCCACGAGGUGUUGGGCAGAAAGAGUCCCUUUCCUCUCAUCCUCCUGCCGCAGUUUGGGGGUUACUGGAUUGAAGGAACGAACCAUGAGACUAGCUGCGCGGUGGAGACGGAGCACCCGCAGCCGACGUCCCCGACCGCCAUCUCCAAGCUGCAAUGUAACACCACGGCGACACUCUUCCGAAAACACUUCCUGGGCAAGGAACACUUUAAUUACUAUUCAGUGGACAGUGCCCUUGGACAUCUGGUGUUCUCUCUAAAGUACGAUGUGAUUGGUGACCAGGAACACCUCCGUCUAAUGCUCAGAAACAAGCUGAAGACCCACCAUGAUGUCAUCCCCAUUUCCUGUCUGACCGAGUUCCCCAAUGUGGUCCAAAUGGCCAAGCUCGUCUGUGAAGAGGUCAACGUGGACCGCUUUUCUCCCGUCCUUUAUCCAAAAGCUUCGAGACUUAUCGUCAACUUCGAUGAGCAUGUGAUAAGCAACAAUUUCAAGUUUGGGGUCAUUUAUCAAAAGUUUGGACAGACUUCAGAGGAAGAGCUGUUUGGCAACAACGACGAGAGUCUGGCCUUCGUGGAAUUCCUCGAGUUUCUGGGAGAGAAAAUUGAGCUGCACAACUUUAAAGGUUUCCGCGGAGGGUUAGACGUUGCUCACGGGCAGACCGGCACCGAAUCCGUCUACUGCAACUACCGCAACAGGGAGGUCAUGUUCCACGUGUCCACAAAGCUGCCUUACACAGACGGGGACACGCAGCAGUUGCAGAGAAAGAGGCACAUAGGAAACGACAUCGUGGCCAUCGUAUUCCAAGAGGAAAACACUCCCUUCGUACCGGACAUGAUCGCCUCCAACUUCCUCCACGCAUACAUCGUGGUCCAAGUGGCGAGGCCCUGCUCUGACGAUGUUCUCUACAAGGUGUCCGUGACGGCUCGGGAUGAUGUGCCCUUCUUUGGCCCCGCCCUCCCAAACCCUGCUGUCUUUAAAAAGAGCCCUGAAUUCCAUGAAUUCCUGUUCACUAAGCUCAUCAAUGCAGAGUACGCCUGCUACAAAGCUGAGAAAUUUGCCAAAUUAGAGGAGCGAACGAGGUCAGCCCUGUUGGAGAGCCUUUAUGAGGAGCUGCACGCCAACAGCCAGGCCAUGAUGGGUGUUGGAGGAGACGACGACAAACUGGAAAACGGGAGUGCGGGCGGAGGGGGCUUCUUUGAGUCCUUCAAGCGGGCGAUGCGCGGCAGGAGCCAGUCUGUGGACGCCACGGGUGUCACUUUCAAGAAGCCGCACAUAUUCUCCACUAGCUUCAGCGGCAGCUUUAACCACGAGCCCGCAGAGGGCCCCAAAAUCCCAGGGAUAUCAUUGAUAAUCCCGGGAAAAAGCCCAACCAAGAAGAAGUCUGGUCCUUUCAGCUCCAGGAGAAGUAGUGCCAUUGGCAUCGAAAACAUCCAAGAGGUCCACGAGAGGAGCAGAGAGAGCUCCCCAAAUACCCAAAAGACCCCCGACAGCGGCCACGUCUCCCAAGACCCCAAAUCUGACAACUCGUCCAAUCAGAGCUCCCCGGAGGUGCUUCCGUCGCCCAAGAACAGUUCUUGUCUUGGUGGCAGGGCCCCGUCCAUCCCAGAGGGUCACGACCUCUCCCGCUCCUCCUCCAACGCUAGCAGCUUCGCCAGCGUGGUGGAGGAGAACGAGCCGGAGGCCACGGAGGACUACGACACAGCCAUGGAGAGCCUGUCGUCAGCCGGGACGCCACUCAAGCGAGACUCCCUCACCUACAGCACAUGGCUGGAGGACAGCAUCAGCAGCGCCGGCACCACCAGCACCACCAGCACCACGGGGCGCGGCAGCUCCCCAGGGCCUGCUAAGCCUGACCGAGGGAGGGGGACGGAUGUGCGCAUCAAACUGGAACGUCCACCCGAUCAUCAGUCCUCAUCGCUUCCUCAUAAAUCACAACCCCUCUGGGAGGUGAGACAAGUGCAGGCGUUUGCCACGACCCAUCACGAGAAGGACAACGAUGAAGAGGAUGAGGGAGAAGAGGAAAAGCAGGUGGCGCUCGCCAAUAGAAAGCAGCAAUGGGGUUUACCCUGACCCUAACCCUGGAGGACCCUUGGGGGGGGCACAAAGAGGGGCCAGCUUUUUGCACAGUGUUGUUUCCUUCCACUCUUUUAUUUGUCUCUCCCAACUGUUGCCUGGCUGUUUAUUAUUGCUGUUGUCAAUGUUUUUUUUUACCACAUGUUUGGUUUCAAAGGCGCACAUUUUUUUAAUGAAUUACCAAUGUAAUAGUUUUAUUUGUAAAAGAUCUUGUUGAAGCCCGGGUGUGCUGGCUAUACAGGGUAAAGACAGUGCCAUCGAGCUCCUUGGAGAGCUCUCAGAGAAGGACGUUUGCUGCAACAUAGAAGAUAUAAUGAACUGCUGUUCUGCUGGAUGCUGUUAAAUGUGAUUAUUUUGAUUUCUGGGUAAUAGAAGAAAAACAUCUCCACAAGCUGACAUUUCAAACUUCCAUUGAAGGUAUCGUAGGAAAUGGCCUUAAAACGUAAACAUGCAAUUUCUUUGUCCCUAGAAUUUAGAUGAUCUAAUUUCUUGACUCACUACUGCAUAUGUUAAUGGAAUAGAAUUAUUAUAUUAUUUGUAAAACCUAAAAAAAAUAAUAUUCUUUUUCAAGCACACUAUUUCCUUGUAGAAUGGUGUUGCAUUUGGGUUAUGCAUCAGCCACGUCUGUAUGGAGUGUUGAUAUUAAUAUUAUUAAUUGAUGACACAUUAUACUCACAUUUUUUUUCCUACCGUACUUUUUUUAUUUAUUGAUUUGUUUACUGCUGAAGUGGCAUUUUUCUAGUGUAUAUCUGUUAAACUGUACCUCUGAUGACAUGCAUCAUCAUGCCAUUUGCUUAUUCUGUAUGGUGCAUUAGAGUAAAUUAUGAUGUUGUCAUCUUUAGAGCUCUGUCUUUGAAGGGUGAGAUCUCUCUUUCAUUGCAGUGCAUUUGCAAUGCACUUACACAUAAUAAAUGAGUAUGUAUGUAUUUGUCUUUAAAGAAAGAAAAUAACUCAAUAACACAACUACUGAUUUUGUAAAUAGAUAGCUGGAUCAAAUUGUGUGUAAUAUACAGACUGUUCAUUUUGAAUGGAGUUAACCAACAUCUUGUCAUUACUGCCAAGUAAUCAAUACCCUGUGGUUAAAUUUCUCCCUUUUCUUUGCAUAUUAUUUUGAGAAAAGAGUUUUGUAGAAGAGAACUAUUUUAAAAGCUAUUCAGACUGUUCUGUUAAAGGGAAAUUCUCUCAUUACGUCCUGCUGAUCAUUUCAGUUGCCUUAUCAUCACAAACUGAUGGUGUAAGUAUAAAUAGGGAAGCAAACAGCAAGUAACAGCAGGAUUUACAAUGAAAUCAAUGUUUUGUUGUUGUUGUUUUUAUUGUAAAUAAAUACUGUGAGAACUUUAAAGUCUAUUUUACGCAUCAUGUCCCUCGAUACAAACUCUGUAUUCUGUGUUCUUUGGGCACCAAAUGCCACAUUGAGAGGAGUUGUGUGAUAUUCCUACAAACUGUAGAUGUUCCACUUCUCACCAUUCUAAUGAAAGCUUAGUGAGAAAGAAAAGCCCCAUGAAUAAAUAAUUUGAAGUGGCUGCCCAAAAAUAUGUAAAACUAGAGCAAGUUAAAAGUGGAGGCUUUGCUUCUUAUUCAACCUUUCUACAGCAAAGAAAGAAAUUAGUUUUAGUCAAAAGGAUAUUAAACUGAGUUAUGAUUGAAAUUGGCUUUCCAAAUGUAUCGGUUCAUGAAACAAUGAGAGAAUGGGUCAAAAGUACUUCAUAAAUAGUUUUAGAAAUGUGCAAUUCUAUAAUGUGAAAACAACAUAAACUUUCCACUCUGUCCUUAAUAUACUAUGCAAAUAAGUGCUCAACUAUGUGCAGAAACACUCAUUCUGAGGAAUAAAGGUCAAUCCAUAAAGUGAA
Molecule: messenger RNA, 4324 nt
Organism: Pungitius pungitius (ninespine stickleback)
Lineage: Eukaryota; Metazoa; Chordata; Actinopteri; Perciformes; Gasterosteidae
Product: rap1 GTPase-activating protein 1-like
Exons: 24
Coding region: 114-2471 (785 amino acids)
Biological process (GO): activation of GTPase activity; regulation of small GTPase mediated signal transduction
Cellular component (GO): cytoplasm
Molecular function (GO): GTPase activator activity
Source: RefSeq, a predicted model, not a curated record